AUGGCGAGAUUGAGCUCCGGCCGGAGCAAGGGCUCGCACCCCCCCGUGGAAGAAAGGGUGGCCUCGGGGAACGGCCAAUCGCCGGCCAAGAGCAAGGCGAAGGCGAAGAAGACCACGUCGUACAAGUCUGAAGGCGUCAAGAAUCACGAUGUCCUCCUCCUACCCUCCUCCGACUACUCCAUCGCUUUGGCCCUGACGGCCCUUGCUGCCAUCAUUCGCUUCUUCAGGAUCUACCAGCCGACCAGCGUCGUCUUCGACGAGGUCCACUUCGGCGGCUUCGCCUCCAAGUACAUCAAGGGAAAAUUCUUCAUGGACGUCCAUCCACCCCUCGCCAAAAUGCUCAUCGCCCUCACCGGAUGGCUGGCCGGCUACGACGGCGUGUUCGACUUCAAGGAAAUCGGCAAGGACUAUCUCGAGCCCGGCGUUCCCUACGUCGCCAUGAGGAUGUUUCCCGCUGUCUGCGGUGUUGCCUUGGCCCCCUUCAUGUUCCUCACCCUCAAGGCGACCGGUUGCCGUACCCUGACGGCCGCCAUGACGGCCGCGUUGAUCAUUUUCGAGAACGGCCUCUUGACGCAGGCCCGUCUGAUUCUGCUCGACUCGCCGUUGGUCGCCGCCACCGCCUUCAGUGCCCUCGCCUUCACCUGCUUCACGAACCAGCACGAACAAGGUCCUUCCAAGGCCUUCCAGCCCGCUUGGUGGUUCUGGCUCGUCAACACUGGUCUUGGCCUCGGCAUCACCGUCAGCAUCAAGUGGGUCGGCCUCUUCACCAUCGCCUGGGUCGGUGCCUUGACCGUCGUCCAACUUUGGGUCCUGCUCGGCGACAACAAGAACGUCACCAUGCGCCUCUGGGCCAAGCACUUCAUGGCACGAGUCUUCUGCCUCAUCGUCAUCCCCGUCACCUUUUACCUCGCCAUGUUCGCCAUCCAUUUCCUCUGCCUCGUCAACCCCGGCGAUGGAGACGGCUUCAUGAGCUCUGAAUUCCAGGCCACGCUGAACAGCAAGAGCAUGACGGAUGUUCCCGCCGACGUCAUCAUGGGCAGUCGUGUUUCCAUUCGCCACGUCAACACCCAAGGUGGCUACCUGCACUCGCAUCCGCUCAUGUAUCCAACCGGCAGCCAGCAGCAGCAGAUCACGCUCUACCCUCACAAGGACUUGAACAACAUCUGGCUCCUCGAGAAUCAGACCCAGCCGCUUGGUGUCGACGGCGAGCCCGUCAACGGCACGGAUGCUUGGGACUCGAUCGAGCCCGAGUACAUCAAGAACGGCGCCAUCCUCAAACUCUUCCACCAGCCUACCAAGCGUCGACUUCACUCUCACGAUGUCCGCCCUCCUGUUACCGAGGCCGACUGGCAGUUCGAGGUGUCCGCGUACGGCUUUGAUGGUUUCGACGGUGACGCCAACGACCUGUUCCGCGUUGAAAUUGUCAAGAAGAAGUCGUAUGGUUCCCUCGCGAAGCAGCGCCUCCGCACCAUCGAGACCAAGUUCCGCCUCGUGCACGUCAUGACUGGCUGUGUUCUUUUCUCUCACAAGGUCAAGCUGCCCGAGUGGGCAUCCGAGCAGCAGGAGGUCACCUGCGCCAGGGGAGGUAGCCUUCCCAACAGUUUGUGGUACGUUGAGCACAACGAGCACCCGAAGCUCGGAGAGACGGCCGAAAAGGUCAACUACCGACGCCUCGGCUUCUUCGCCAAGUUCUGGGAACUCCAAAAGGUCAUGUGGCAGACCAAUGCCGGCCUCACCGAUUCGCAUGCCUGGGAUUCUCGCCCGGGCAGUUGGCCGCUCCUGCGCCGUGGCAUCAACUUCUGGUCAAAGAGCCACCGUCAAAUCUACCUCAUCGGCAACCCCAUCAUUUGGUGGGCCUCGACCAUGACCAUCGUCAUCUGGGUUCUUUUCAAGACCGUCGCCGUCCUCCGAUGGCAACGCAGCUACAACGACUACUCGAGCACCACAUUUAAGCGCUUCGACUACGAGAUCGGCACUUCCGUCCUCGGCUGGGCUCUGCAUUACUUUCCCUUCUACCUCAUGGGCCGUCAGCUCUUCCUCCACCACUACUUUCCGGCCCUGUACUUUGCCAUCAUCGGCCUCGGUCAGCUGUUCGACUAUCUCACUGUUCGAGUCCCCAUUGUCCGUUCCCGCAAAGGCGAUUCCGUCAACAAAGUCGCCGUCUCCUGCUUUCUUGCCAUGUCCGUCAUUGCUUUCAUCGCAUACUCCCCGCUUGCCUACGGCAACAGGUGGACGAAGACCGAAUGCAAACGUGUCAAGUGGAUCAAGACUUGGGACUGGGAUUGCGGCCACUUCCUUGAUAGCUACGGAGAGUAUGCCACCGUGUUCGAUGCCGAAUCAACCUCUUUGGGCGCAUCUGCGACUGGCGGCUUGGCACCAGGCACCGCGGCCGAUGGACAGGUCUUCCAGGCUGAGUCGGUUGAAUACCGCGACCAGGACGGCAACCUACUCAACGCCGAACAGGUCAAGGCGCUUGAGAGUAAAGGCGAUGUUAAGUUUGAGACGAAGUACAGGACGAAAGGGCAACCUGAUCACCCUGCUCCUCAGGCUGCUCCCGGUGCCCAGUCUGUUGAAUACCGCGACCAGGACGGCAACAUCCUCAAUCUCGAACAGGUCAAGGCGCUUGAGCGUAAUAGCAACGUCAAGUUUGAGACGAGAUACGGGACAAAGCCGGUGGGCGAAGUGCCAGGGAAUCAAGCAGGCGCUCCCAGCCAAAAGGUUUCCUAUGGCACGGAGUCGAAAGUUGAAUAUCGUGACCAGAACGGCAACCUCCUCGAUCCUGAGCAGGUCAAGUCGAUGAAGGGUAAGGUUUCGUUCGAGACGAAGUACGAGACAAAGCUUCGCGUCGUGGACAACGCCGGCAAUGAGGUCCCGCCACCAGCAGGCGGCUGGCCGGCUGACAUGGCCGACGGCGCAAACGUCCCGCCACAUCCGGAGGUGGAAGGAGUCGAUCAGGAGACUCCCAAGGUGGAGCAGGCCAACAAGGACAAUGAAGCGGCCGCGAGCCGGGACGGCGAAGUAGAGUCCCAUCAGGCAGAGGCCAAGCCGGGUGAAGGACUGGAGGCUACCAAGCGCGAUGAGCUGUAA
Messenger RNA from Drechmeria coniospora, 3087 nucleotides. RefSeq names its product glycosyltransferase family 39. Bases 1 to 3087 code for a protein of 1028 amino acids. The transcript has 5 exons. Gene Ontology annotation, biological process: protein O-linked glycosylation via mannose. Lineage: Eukaryota; Fungi; Ascomycota; Sordariomycetes; Hypocreales; Ophiocordycipitaceae. Gene Ontology annotation, molecular function: dolichyl-phosphate-mannose-protein mannosyltransferase activity. Gene Ontology annotation, cellular component: endoplasmic reticulum; membrane. The record is from RefSeq and is a predicted model, not a curated record.